This is a messenger RNA of Morus notabilis, 5730 nucleotides long. Its product is annotated as bromodomain and WD repeat-containing protein 3. Bases 348 to 5471 code for a protein of 1707 amino acids. Gene Ontology annotation, cellular component: nucleus. The transcript has 24 exons. Gene Ontology annotation, biological process: cytoskeleton organization; regulation of cell shape; regulation of transcription by RNA polymerase II. The record is from RefSeq and is a predicted model, not a curated record. Gene Ontology annotation, molecular function: protein binding. NCBI's taxonomy places the organism in Eukaryota, Viridiplantae, Streptophyta, Magnoliopsida, Rosales, Moraceae.
UUUUACUUUUGUGAUAAAAUUUUCUCGUUAUUAAUACGUUUUUUUUUUUAAGAAAAUAUUUUGAGCCCACCAUUUUGCAGCUUUCCUGUUCCUCUGUCAACCGAAAAAACCAAACUACGAGCUCUUUUAGAAAUUGGAACAAAAAAAAAAAAAUGAUUUAUUAAAAUAAAAUUGGUCGUUCGGACAAGCUCUCCCUCAAGCUCGGAAAACCCCCAAAACCCAUAUUCUUUCCCUUUUGAGGUUAAUCCUGUUUUGUCCGAAAUCUAUUUUUUUUUGCAUACGAGAAAUGCAAAAUCUGAUCCUCUCUCUUAUCCAAGCGGAUUCUAUGUAAAGGUUGCUCUAGAAACAUGGAUCCUUGGAAGUGCACAUCCUCUGUUGGUGUGCCUUCCCUUGAUAGGGCUACUUGUAAAUUUCCCGGUAAGACGGCUGACAAGACUCAACUCAACGCUAUUGAGAGAGCUAGUAGUCCUCACUCUGUCGAGACUGAAGUCCAUGUCGACCUUAGAGAAGUUUACCUUUUGAUUUUGCACUUUCUGUCUUCUGGGCCGUGCAAGAAGACUUUUUCACACUUCUUGGACGAGCUUAUGGAACAUCAGCUUCUGCCUAGAAGAUAUCACGCUUGGUUUUCAAGGAGCGGUGUAUGUUGUGAGGACGAUGAUGAUGGUGAUGGUGAUGUCUCUUUCCCGUUGACUUAUGCUAACUUGGUGGAGAGGUAUCCUCACAUUGGGAAGGAUCAUUUGGUGAAGCUCUUGAAGCAACUGAUAAUGGUUGCAACCUCUCCUUCGCAUGGCAAGGUUGGAAGAUCUGCCCCUAACGCAGCUGAUGUCCCUACAUUACUGGGAACUGGUUCUUUUUCACUUCUAGAGCGUGAUAGGAAUGUGGAGAACAGACAAGAUAAGCGCCUGCCAGCAUACUUACAUUGGCCUCACAUGCAAGCCGGUCAAGUACGUGGCCUUGGUUUAAGGGAAGUUGGAGGAGGUUUUACAAAGCACCAUCGUGCUCCAUCUAUUCGUUCUGCAUGUUAUGCCAUUGCUAAACCAUCAACUAUCCUGCAAAAGAUGCAAAACAUAAAGAAGCUAAGAGGGCACCGAAAUGCUGUUUAUUGUGCCAUAUUUGAUCGGUCUGGGAGAUAUGUUAUUACCGGUUCAGAUGAUCGUCUUGUCAAAAUUUGGUCAAUGGAAACCGCACUCUGCUUGGCCAGCUGCCGUGGGCAUGAAGGUGAUAUCACUGACUUGGCUGUAAGUUCAAACAAUGCAGUGGUGGCAUCUGGUUCAAAUGACUUUGUCAUUCGAGUUUGGCGCUUAGCAGAUGGAAUGCCGGUAUCAGUUUUGCAGGGCCACACCGGAGCUGUUACUGCAAUUGCAUUCAGUCCCAGGCCUAAUGCCGUAUUCCAGCUUUUAUCUUCAUCAGACGAUGGAACUUGUCGAAUAUGGGAUGCUAGGUCCUCCCAGUGCAAACCAAGAAUAUACCAACCGAAACCUUCAGACGCUUUAAGUGGAAAAAACAAUGUUCCAUCAAAUAAUGGACCGUCUACAAGCAAUGCUUCACAAAGCCAUCAAAUACUUUGCUGUGCUUUCAAUGCAGAUGGAACUGUUUUUGUCACUGGUAGCUCUGACACGUUUGCAAGGGUUUGGAGUACUUUAAAAUCUAACACAGAUGACCCAGAACAACCAAUGCAUGAAAUGGAUGUAUUGUCUGGCCACGAGGAUGAUGUCAAUUAUGUGCAAUUCAGUGGCUGUGCCGUGGCUUCAAAAUCUUCACUAUUCGACUCUUUGAAGGAGGAGAAUAUUCCAAAAUUCAAGAAUUCCUGGUUCUGUCACGAUAAUAUAGUUACCUGUUCUCGAGAUGGUAGUGCAAUUAUUUGGGUUCCAAGAUCUCGUAGAUCCCAUGGGAAAGUUGGACGUUGGACACGUGCAUAUCAUCUAAAGGUUCCCCCUCCGCCACUGCCUCCUCAACCUUCUAGAGGAGGUCCACGUCAGAGAUUUCUUCCGACUCCUCGUGGUGUUAACAUGAUUGUGUGGAGCCUGGAUAAUCGCUUUGUGCUUGCAGCUAUUAUGGAUUGUAGAAUCUGUGUCUGGAAUGCCGUUGAUGGUAGCUUAGUGCAUUCUUUGACUGGUCACACUGCAUCUUCCUAUGUUUUGGAUGUCCAUCCUUUCAAUCCUCGGAUAGCUAUGAGUGCUGGGUAUGAUGGCCGAACAAUAGUGUGGGAUAUAUGGGAGGGCACGCCUAUUCGGAUAUACCAAAUAGGGGAUUUUAAGUUGGUUGAUGGAAAGUUUUCUGCGGAUGGGACUUCAAUUGUACUUUCCGAUGAUGUUGGCCAAAUAUACUUGAUAAAUACAGGACAAGGCGAAUCUCAAAAAGAUUCUAAAUAUGAUCAGUUCUUUCUUGGGGAUUAUCGCCCGGUCAUAAGAGAUACUUCUGGCAAUGUUCUUGAUCAGGAGACCCAACUUCUCGUCUAUCAAAGGAACAUUCAAGACCCAGUUUGUGAUUCAAGUAUGAUGCCAUAUCCAGAACCUUAUCAGACUUUGUUCCAGCAGCGCCGACUUGGCGCACUGGGUAUCGAGUGGCGACCUUCCACCAUGAGACUUGCCAUUGGCCCGGAAAUCAGCUUGGGCCUGGAUUAUCAUAUGCCUCCUUUGCCUGAUUUAGAUAGAAUUAUUGAGCCCCUACCAGAAUUUAUUGAUGCCAUGCUUUGGGAGCCUGAAAAUGAAGUUUUGAGUGAAGAUAGCGAUUCUGAGUACAACGUAACUGAGGAAAAUUCCAGUGAAGGUGAGAAGGAAAGUAUUUCUAGCUCUUCUAAUGAUUCAGAAUUUGAUGAUGGCAGAGCUGGGCAUGAUCAUAAAGACGGCCUUCGAAGAUCAAGAAGGAAACAACACAAGAUUGAUUUAAUGACUUCAUCUGGGAGGCGUGUCAAGAAAAGGAUUUUGGAUGAAUCUGCCAGUACACUACCUGGGAGUUCCAAAAAUAAGAAAUCAAAAAUUGGCCGUAAAGGUUCGAAGAAAAAGUCUUCUAAAGCAAAGACGUCAAGACCCCAACGGCUUGCAGCAUGCAAUGCCCGAAAUAUGCUUUCCCAAAUUAGUGGAACGUCUUCAGAGGGAGAGGACCAAGAUGACUCGGACUUUGAUUCAUCAGACAGCGACUUGGGGACACGGGAUUUGAACAUCCAAAACAAAAAUGAAUCUGAUUGGAACUUACAGAAUAUGCAUCAGGAUGUUCCUAGAGACGAAGAACCAUCUUCAAAAGAGUUAGAGGAAAUGACCAAGCCUUCUCCAAUCUCUAAAUCUCAAUCAAACAUAAAAAACAAGCCGAGAUUGCUGUUAAAGUUUUCGCUUCGUGAUUUGAAGAAGCAAGUGCCUCCGGAGGAAUCAAAACACAAAUGUGACAAUCAAAAUGAUUUAGCACAUCCAUCUUCUGCACCUCAAGAGAUCACUCAAGAGAUGAGGAAUCAUGUAAUCUCUACGGGGCCAUCCUCAACGUUGGAGGGGGCAACCACCGAUGUGGAGCUAUCCCAAGACAAUCAUGAAAAUGCAGAUAUGGGGAAACCUGAAAGUCUUGAGCCUCAUUUGGAGGGAUCAAUGGGUGAUAAGGAGAACGAGAUUAGGUGGGGAGAGGUCAAGAUACGCACAUCCAGACAUUCAAGAUCUGGAGAUAUCCUACUACUAGAUGCAUCCAGUGGAUUGGAUGCUAGUGCUGAUGAUCAUAUGGAAAAGAGGAAUUCUGUGAAUGAGAAUGUUACGCCUGAAAGCAUGAAGGGAAGACCUUGCGCUAGUUUAAGCAUCCAAAAGCAUGGAAGUGUCUCGCUUUGCAAAGAUGAGGAACAAUUCGAAACGAAUGCAUCGGAGAAUCUCAAUACUGACAAAGGGCUUGUUGAGUCAUCUCUUGUGGUAGAGGACAAAGUGAAAUUUGGUGUUGCUGCUGCCACGUUUAAUGAGAAUCUUGACAAGGGAUGUGAACGCCCAUCGACGUAUGAUAAGUAUACGGAUGAUGCAUCGGAAACAAGUGGGUUUGCUCGGUCGAAUCACUAUCAUGAACAGGAAAAUGCUCCCCAUAACCCAACGAAGAUUAAAAUUAAGACGAAGACGAGGAUCUUAGCUGAUCCUAGAAACCCGUCAAAACUAAAAUUUGUUGCGGCUGCAAAAGAACUAGCUAGUCCAGGAGAUAACUUUACCCAUGUGGAGGACGAUCCAAUUACCCAAGUAGCAAAAGCUACUGGAGAUAGAUCAAACUCUUUGCAUUUAUCGUUCAAGUUGAAGACUGAUUUGGAUGGUUGUGACGGUGAUUUGGAAGAAGAUACUUCAAACACCGAUGUCCACCAUGAUUCAGUGAUUGGUUUUCCUGAAACUGCUACUGAUGUAGUACGCAGAACAAGAUCCUUCAACAUGAAGGCCUGUUCAAGAGGAAAUCAUCAAACAGUGGGGACAUCAAAAGUUGCAGAAGAGUGCUCAAGGAAAGAGCAUAAUCAACUUGAUCGAAGAUCAAGGUCCUCUAGAAAUCACCGGGCUUUAUAUAAUACUUAUGACCGAGGUUCAUCAGCCCAAAGGAUGUCAAAUUAUCCUGUUGGAAAACUAUCGUGGCUAAUGUUGUCAGAGUAUGAGGAUGGUUAUCGAUAUAUUCCUCAGCUUGGUGAUGACGUCGUAUAUUUGAGACAGGGUCACCAAGAGUUUGCAGAGUCGUGCAGCUCACGCGAAUGUCCUCCGAGAUUGCUUAAGGGAAACCUGAAUGCCGUGGAGAUUUGCAAGGUUGAGAGUCUUGACUAUACAUGGGUAGCAGGUUCUGGGGAGAGCUGCUGUAAAAUUAAGCUCAAAUUCAUGGAUCCUUCUUCCAAUGUGUUAGGAAAAUCAUUCACAUUGACGCUGCCUGAGCUGCGAGACUUCUCUGAUUUUGUUGUUGAGAAGACAUUGUACGAUGCUGCAAUUAAAAGGAAGUGGACUACUAGGGAUAAAUGCAUGGUUUGGUGGAGGAACGAGAACGGGGAAGGUGGUAAGUGGUGGGAUGGGCGAAUUGUUGCAUCCCAAGCCAGAUCACAGGACUUUCCGGACAGCCCCUGGUUACGAUAUCAAGUUCGGUACAAGGACGAUUCCACUGAAGAUCAGUGUCAUUGUCCUUGGGAACUGCAUGAUGAACGGAUACUAUGGGAGCGUCCUCAUAUCGAUUCUGAAAGCAGAGAUAAUUUGCUGCAUUAUUUCUCGAAGCUGGAGGAUAAGGACUACAGAACGAUCCAACAAAUGAAUCAAGCUGUUCAGAAGACAGAUUUCUGCAACAGGUUUGCAGUUCCGUUGUACCCCGAACUGAUCAAGGCAAGGUUGAGGAAUAACUACUAUAGGAGCUUGGAAGCAGUCAAGAAUGACAUGAGAGUGAUGCUUUCAAACGCGGAAUCUUACUUCGUGAGGAAAGAAUUACAAGCCAAGAUCGGACACGUGUCGGAUUGGCUGACAAGGAAACUUUCAAGGUUAUUAGAGAAAAUGGAUUGAGUUUGUUAUAUGGUGAGGAGGAGGAGGCUUUUUCCCUUUAGGAUUUGCGGAAACUCAGAGUAAAAAUUCACAAAUGUAGAUGAUAUUUCUAAGGUCCUGGUUUUGUAGGGAAAGGGAGAUAGUACAAGGGAAUGGGAAAGGAAGGAUUUUAGCUAAUUGCUUCUUGUUCCUGAUUAAUCUCACCGUGUAAAGAAAAUUCAUUUCAAAGAUAUUUUACCAAUUUGUCCACAUAGUGAAUUCAUAUUACAAUUGGAGUACA